AUGUCAGAAAGAAAGGUGAUCAACAAGUACUACCCCCCGAACUUUAAUCCUUUGGAAGCCGAAGAGGCAGCUCGAAAAGUAUCCAAAAAGCUGAAGACUAUGAAUAAGGACUCGACAACUAUUCGACUUAUGACGCCUUUCAGCAUGCGGUGUCUUAAGUGCUCUGAGUUUAUACCGCGCAGUCGAAAGUUUAACGGGAAGAAAGAGCUGCUUCCCGAAAGAUAUUUGGAUACCAUUAAACAAUAUAGAUUGAGUAUCAAGUGUCCCAGAUGCAACAACAUGAUUUCAUUCCGCACUGAUCCCAAGAGUGGAGACUAUGUCAUGGAGAUCGGAGGGGUGAAGAACUUCGUGGCGAAUACCGGGACCUCAGAAAAUAGUAGCGAAACGGUGGAUGAGGCGCUCGAACGACUGGAGCGACAACAUCAGCUCGAAAAAGAGGAAGCCAACAAAGACUCGACAGAGAGCAAGCUGGAACAAGUGGAAAAGCGGCUCGUAAAAAUGCAGCAAGAGCAAGAAGACUAUGAGAACCUUGAAAAACUGCGAAGAGAAAACGUUGCCCGAAUGAAACGCGCAGAGCAGCUACGAAAUUCAACAGAAGACGCAGCGCGAGAAAAGUCGACUGAAGAUGAGAAAAAAGCUGAGGAGGCUUUCCAGGUGCGUGUCACUGAGUCAAGGGUCCGCUCUGGAUCUACACAUGCUCUCCAGACAGACAACUCGAGCAUUCCCCAGAAAAUCCAAAUGAAGAAAAGGUUAAAAUCUAAUCCUCUUGGCGUGGUGAUUAAAAAGAGGAAGAACUAA
Molecule: messenger RNA, 798 nt
Organism: Lachancea meyersii CBS 8951
Lineage: Eukaryota; Fungi; Ascomycota; Saccharomycetes; Saccharomycetales; Saccharomycetaceae
Source: the annotation of a GenBank genome assembly